AUGACCACGAUGGCCAUGGGGGUGGUGUUGGCUCUAUUGCUUAUAUGUCUCUAUUUGCUCGUUAAAGUUGCCUAUGAAACUGUAUCAUGUUACUGGCUAACACCAAGACGUCUCAAGAAAAUCAUGGAAAAGCAAGGAGUGCGUGGCCCAAAACCUCGGUUUCUAGUUGGGAACAUCUUGGACAUGGCCUCUCUGGUUGCCAAAUCCACCUCCAAGGACAUGGACUCUAUCAACCACGACAUCGUCGCCCGCCUACUCCCACAUUUCGUCACCUGGACUAAACAAUACGGGAAAAGAUUUGUGUAUUGGAAUGGGAUUGAACCAAGGAUGUGCUUGACGGAGACUGAUUUGAUCAAAGAGCUUUUAUCAAGGCACAGUGCUGUGUCUGGUAAGUCAUGGCUGCAACAACAAGGUUCAAAGCAUUUCAUCGGCCGCGGUUUAUUAAUGGCGAAUGGAAAUGAUUGGUACCAUCAGCGACACAUCGUUGCACCAGCAUUCAUGGGAGACAAGCUCAAGAGUUAUGCGGGGUACAUGGUGGAAUGCACUAAGCAGAUGCUCCAAUCACUACAAAAUGCAGUGGAGAUUGGUCAAACCGAGUUCGAAAUCGGAGAGUACAUGUCUCGCCUCACUGCUGAUAUAAUUUCUCGGACAGAGUUUGAUAGUAGCUACGAGAAGGGGAAACAGAUAUUUCGCUUACUAACAGUUUUGCAGCAACUUUGUGCACAAGCCAGCCGGCACUUGUGUUUCCCUGGAAGUCGCUUUUUGCCUAGUAAAUAUAAUAGGGACAUUAAAGCAUUGAAGAUGGAGGUAGAGAGGCUAUUAAUGGAGAUAAUACAGAGUCGAAAGGAUGGUGUAGAGAUUGGCCGAAGCAGUUCAUAUGGAAAUGAUUUACUUGGCAUGCUGCUGAAUGAAAUGCAAAAGAAGAGAGGCAAUGGCUUUAGCUUAAACCUACAGCUGAUCAUGGAUGAAUGCAAAACUUUCUUCUUUGCUGGACAUGACACCACUGCUCUCUUACUAACAUGGACUGUCAUGCUCCUUGCAAGCAAUCCCUCUUGGCAAGACAAAGUUCGAGCCGAGGUGAAUCGAGUCUGCAAUGGUGGUUCUCCCUCUGGUGAACACCUCUCAAAACUCACCUUGGUAAGCCCAAAAGUUUAUCCGUUACCUUCAUGA
Ilex paraguariensis (yerba mate) is the source of this 1170-nucleotide messenger RNA. The record is from the annotation of a GenBank genome assembly. Lineage: Eukaryota; Viridiplantae; Streptophyta; Magnoliopsida; Aquifoliales; Aquifoliaceae.